AUGUUUGGAGGAGGAGACAAAGUCCCCAGCGUGGGCACCCUCGACAAGCCCGAGAACCUCGACACCCUCCUGCGCGAGGACCGCGGCGACGAUUGCAUGUCUUGCAGAGUCAUUGGAAGCGGCGCAUUCAUCGCGCUCGCGGGCUACAACUACGUCUCCGGCAUGAGCCACCUCGAAAGACAGCGCGCGAUGAUCCUCAAGUCCAAUUCGAUGUUCGGCCUGAGAAGCCGCAAGCUUGGUGUCGCUGGAAUCUCGAUGGGCUUGGCAUACCUGGGAAUCUGGAGAUUUCUUCGGUGA
Messenger RNA from Colletotrichum karsti, 297 nucleotides. RefSeq lists its product as uncharacterized. Bases 1 to 297 code for a protein of 98 amino acids. Lineage: Eukaryota; Fungi; Ascomycota; Sordariomycetes; Glomerellales; Glomerellaceae. The transcript is spliced from 2 exons. The record is from RefSeq and is a predicted model, not a curated record.